Molecule: messenger RNA, 1217 nt
Organism: Oppiella nova
Lineage: Eukaryota; Metazoa; Arthropoda; Arachnida; Sarcoptiformes; Oppiidae
Source: the annotation of a GenBank genome assembly
CCUUUAAGGGCACAAAAGUCAAUCAAUUCAUUACAAUCAAUGAUUUACACAACACCUAUGGACCGGUAUAUACACUUUGGAUGGGAACGACACCAAUGGUUAUCAUCGGUGACUAUAAUUUAGUUAAAAAGGCAUUCAAUUCAAAGAAUAAUGAAUUAAUGGGUCGUCCGGUGAGUGGAUUAAGAAAAUUGUUAUUUAAAUGUGGAAAUGACGUGAUUUGUGCCAAUCAUGGCCCGGUUUGGGCCAGCCUUAGACGGGUUGCCCACUCGGCGGUCAGAAAACUAGCGGUAAGUGAGAAGUUGUCUGAAUUGGUGGACGAUGUGGUCAAUGAAACCGUUGAGACAAUGAUUAGUAAUGAAGGCAUCGGUAAACCAUUUAAUCCCAAGACUUAUAUUUAUAUGUCUGUCCUCAACAUAAUCGCGUCGUCGGCUUUUGGCAAACGCUAUUCCUUUGAUGACAAAGAGCUCAAGUUUUAUGAGAAAAGUUUUCAGUCGUUUAGAGCCAACACUAAUGAGAAGGCGCUCUCCAAUUACAUACCAUUCCUGAAGAGAUUCUAUUCAAAAAGUGUUAACAAAACUGUCGAAAGUUUUACAAAUUUAUCGAUUAAUUUAAAACAGAAAUAUUUGGAUCGACUGAAAGUGCACUCAAAGGGAGAGAUCCAUGACUUCUGCGAUGCGCUCAUUGAAGCCAAAGAGGAGGCCAUCGCUAAGGAGAAGGAGUCCGCCCUUCAUCUCAACGAUCAGAACCUAUCGCUAGUUAUUAUGGAUCUCUUCAUAGCGGGUGCGGACACCACAGAGAUAACGAUGCGAUGGAUUGUACUAUUGAUGGCAAACAAUAUAGAAAUGCAGUUAAGAAUGAGACACGAAAUCAAUGAUAUUAUCGGCGAUAGAGUGGCAGACAAUCACCACAAGAAUGACUGCCAUUAUGUCAACGCUUUCAUCGCUGAGACUCUUAGAUACAGAAGUCCUGCACCGUUAGGUUUGGCACAUGUGGCACUUUGUGACUAUCAAUUGGAGAAAUAUCACAUCAGUAAGGGAUCACAGGUUUUCAGUAAUCUGUACGCAAUAUCCCGUGACCCCAACCUAUGGUCCAAACCGGAUGUCUUCUCCCCCAACAGGUUCUUAGAUAAGGACAACAAAUACAUGUCAGCCCUCCCGGGGUUCACACCCUUUGGAAUCGGACGGCGUAUAUGUUUGGGUGAAAGGCUGGCGCUCGCG